GCAUAUGAUUAUCGGAUUGUACAAACAUCACUUAUCAUUAUGCUAUCGGGCUAACAACCCGAUAGCAUAUUAAUGUCAAUUAUUAAUUGGCAUUAAUAUGCUAUCGGGGUAUUAACCCGAUAGCAUAUUAAAUGCUAUAAGUCAUCGGGUUAUUAGCCGAUACAUACUUGCUAUCGGGUGCAUAACCAUUGGCACCGGUUCACAUCUGUUAUCAGGCGUAAUUAUAUCGGGCAUAUUUGUUAUCGGGUUUAAUGAAUACACCGCUUCAUUUGGAAUUAACAUUAGUUAACAACUGCACCGGUUGGAUUACAUACAUCGUGCACUUUGAAUCAUCGGUGUUUAUAUGAACCGAUUCAUUACAUUGAUCAGUCAUUAUAUUAUGAUAUUACAAUAUGCUAUCGGGUGUUUUGAACCGAUAAUCAGCAUUGUGUUAAUGGUAUAAUUACAAAGGCACCGAUCAAUGGGUGCAUUGAUCGGUCAUGCCUAAAAGGCAUGACCGGUCAAUACACCAAUUGACCGGUUGCCUAAAUGAUAUAUAUGCCAAUUGAAUUCAUUUGGAGUAGACAUAGAAAAUAUUAAAUGAUCUCUCCUCUUCAGACCUGCAGAUAAAAUCAGAAUUAUCAGACAUUGACAUAAUUCCUCAUAUCCAUUUAUAGCAUACAUAGUUCAUAACUUGUUCUUUAAUUGAAAUUGAAAUAACUUUACAUGAACAUCAUACGCUUACCUUAGGAGAUUGCACUAAACUUUGUGGAGUUGUUGCUUUGCAUGGCAAAGCGAAGUCUAGUUGAAUUUCACUAUAUCAUUCGUAGUUCCUUACAUUCUUAGGUUUAGAUUAGCUUUCUUAACCCUUUAUCCUUUUGUUAUUUUUUCAAGUUAAGUAAAUUCCACGUUUCAGCAGUGCUUGAGCAUUCAAGAUUCAACGCAAGUCCCCCUUGUGAUUCUAGCAAAAUCACAUAACACUGAGUCUAUCCAAGAGCACAUCAAUACCUGACAUUUGGAACCUUGGAGUCACCUCCUAUGAUCAUGAAGUUUAGCAUAAGAGGAGAUUUUGUUCAAGAGAGGAUAGAAUACUUAGUAUUUUAUUUUGUGUUGCAUGGUGCAUAAAAACACAUCAACAGUACCCUUAUCCCAUCUAACUCCACCUAUACUCCAAACUUGUCACUCAUAUUAAUGAGGACUUUUGAAGUGGUAAAUCAAGUCCCAGGGCUUUUAUUAUGCAUCCAAUUGGCCCCCACCCUAGGGGUAUAGAUUGUAGGGCUUUGUUUUCACAUUUUAAACAAUGAAAUUGAUCAAAUCGUACCAUUUAAAGACCCACAAUGAUAAACCUUAUUAACACAUCUAUAUCAAAUAAUAAUACCUCAUUUUCUUUUAAGUAAAAAAUGGUUAACUUAUGACUUCUCAUAGAGGAAAAUGACUUGGAAUAGGUGUUUCUCCCAUAAUCCUCAUUACUUUCUUGCACAUAGCCAACACAUUCACAAGCAUAGUUAGACCACAAUAAUAAAUCAUAAUUUGUUGAUAUCAAUUUUUCAUAAAGCUUACUAAGGAAUACUAAGAAUAUUGCCAUACAUUCAUCUCAUUUUUAAUCGCCCAAUUUAAUUAACCAUAUAUUGAAGAAAAGAAUGUAACAAUUUAGAGUUGUAUUAGCUAUAUACAAGGCUGGGUGUUACAAAAGCCCCUUUAAUGCAGAACACACUAUAACAUGGUUCACCAGUGAGAGCAGCAAGAGUGCCUCCUAUAGGUUCUCAAACAUUUUCUAUUUCAUUUUCAAAACCAGCUCCGUCAUUUUCAGAAUCUUUAUCGGAGACUACUUCAAUGCAAUGUAUUUGCCCAUUUCCUAAGCAUCGAUGUCCCGGCUGCCAUGGUUCCUUGCAUGUGAAACAUAACUUUCUCCUCCUCAAUUCAUUUCUACUUACAUCCAUUUUCCUUGUAUUUUCUAUAGGCAUCCUCAGGGGUAUUGAACUCCUUUGGAAACGCUUUUUGGUUUGCAUAAGUGGGGUUGUCCUCUUGCCACUAAGGCUGCCCCUUGCCAUCGAAUCUUCUAAGUUGAGAGCUUUUGUGAUGGCUUCUUGGAAAGUUGUAGGGUUUAAGGCUUUUAGUAACCCUUUGAGAGGCUCAACUAAACCUUCAGCAAAGAGCACAAUCAGUCUCCUAUCAGUCACAUUGGGCACCAUUACAACAAGUUUCUAAAACUCAGCUACAUAAUCUUCCACCUUGCCUUCUUGCCUCAAUUGGGCUAGAUCCCUGAAAUGCACUUGUGGGUCUGUCCUAUCGAAUCUCUCGAUCAACCUUUGACUAAAUUCUUUUAUGGUGGAAAUGGAAUCAUGUCCUUGAGUUAUUCCAUGGUACCACCACUCAUGAGCUACUCCUUCCAACUGUAAGGUAGCGAACUUGAUGUCCUCUUCCUCCGUCAUUGGGUUCAGUGAGUAGUAAAUGUCAAGUUUUUGCAACCAUGACCGAGAUGUGGUAUUGCUUGUUCCAUUAAAAUUGGGUAUCGCGAUUUUCCCCAAGCGAUGUUGAAUGUCCUUCCUUUUCUCAUACCCUUUCCUCCUAUGUCAACUUUUUGAUUUCAGACCACAAUUAUCAGUGUAGGACAUGUUAUUUCUGACUGCUUAACUCAAGGCACUAUACUCAGCUAAUAGGCGAUCCAUUUCGUUGACCUGAUCCGGUAGGCCUUCAUCAAUUUCUUCAUUAAUAAAGAAAUUUAGCCCUGAACAUUUUGGUAUUGGUUGAGACUUUUUCCCCAUCAGCAACAGACUUUCCUCCAUUGGAAUUGCUUCCUUCUCCAUUGGCAGCAGACUUCCCUCCAUCGACAAUGCUUCCUUCACCCCUGUCAUUUUCAUGCUUAUCACCACCUUGAUUUUGAUUGAGCCAUCUUAGUGAAUGGGCCACUUCCUUUAAUGUCUCAUACACGUUGAGAUGCAGCUCCUCAGACCUCUUAAAGAAAGCCCUUGCCUCAUCAUCAGUUUCACCCAUCUUGGUACCCUUUCUCUUUUCCCUCUGCUAGUACCUCUGCUCUCUUUCACUCAUCAACAAAACCCACGACUGACAGGACUUGGCUCUAAUACCACUGAAAGAUACCUGGUCGAAACUGAAACUAACUUUUUGCAAAGCUGUCAAAACAUUGUUCUUAGAUCUAAAAGAAUUCUCAGGCAGUCGAUACAGUUCUUAUUAAUUUUCUAGAAAAUAUUUCAGAUAUAUAAAACUCAGAAUGCCAAUAGACUGCUCAGAUUUACAAUCAACACAUAUCCAAUUGCAAUAAUAGAUUAAGCUUGGAUUCAAAGCAACUCAGACUUCACAUAAAUCUUUUCACAACUUUACACCAUGCUAGUUCAAAGCCAAUAACUUCAUUCAUAGAUUUAGUCAUUCUGCAUUUUAUAACAGACUUAUGUUGCAACCUCCAUAUGACCUACGAAUAUGAAUGGAAUUGAUACAGACCGAUGCUUUGGCGUUGGCAGUCGCCAAGCCUAUUAUCGAUAUGGAGACUUCUACAACAAGUGAAACUGGACUAUUUAGAAUAGCUGUGGUUCCUCUGGAUCUGGAUCUGCAAUGGGUGCGUUGAAAUGAUUCUCCUUAUUGCUCAUGUAUCUACACUAGCUGCUAUUGAUAUCUCUGGCUUUGCCCUGUCAGAGACAAAGGCAAAGGCAGGCUGAGUCUGCUUCAGGUAUCCCAACUGGUCCUUGUCCUGUGAUAAUUGUAGGUUCCUCUUUCACAGUCUACCAGCACUCUAUUCCUCAAACUUCUUGGAUGAUGAAUAACAAGAUCAAAAUUCACCCAAACAGAAAGCUGCAAUGCUAAGUCAAACAGUUACCAAUGUAGGGUGGACAUCCUACCUGGCUUUGGCUAUGGAGAUUUUUGUCCCAAUAACCUGCGUGCACAGAGGCUAUUUGUCUAAAACCGAACAUAUCAUUUCUCCCCAGUAGACUGCCUUAUAUAGGCUUGUGUGCCGUGGUAAGGAGAUGGCCGACCUCAAGUCAGCUGGCAAAAAGACAAAAUUAAAAACAAAAUAUAUAAAUUAAACUACUGCCAAACCCAAACAAGUUGGCCUCCUAUGAUUUAGGUAAUUUAUUAAUAAUUUCAUUUAUAUACAUUUCCUAAUUUAUUUAUUUAGUUUUAAGCAAACGUGGGGUGUUAGAUAGCACCGUCAUGAGGGCGACUAGCCCCAUCAAAACGGGAUCAUGACAUGGCUCUGGAUGUGACUUGUAUUGAUAGGCUUGACUGGUGUCAAAGGAACAUUUAAUAUUAUUGCUGGAGUUUGGGAUCCAUUUUCUUGGCCAACCUUGGUGUAUUGUAUUCGUUCAGCCUUGACUGUUAAGAAAUUCCGUGUUCAGGAGUCGCUGGUACUCUUGCUUGAUAUCAGUCCAUCUAUGCAUAAUCAUCUCCAAGAUGUGGCAAGGACCGUGUCCAUACUUGUAAAGAGGAAGAUAUUUUUUAAUAAAAGUGAUGAACUAGGGCUUGUUCUCUUUGGGUCAGAAGAAGCUAAUAAUGAUUUGCAGAAGGAGGUUGGUGGCUAUGAAAGUGUGGCUGUUAAACGACCAAUAAGGGUUGUCGAGGAAGAUCUCCUUGAAUAUCUAAGUGAACUACCAAGGGGUAGAGCUCAAGGGGAUUUUCUAGAUGCUUUAGUGGUUGGAAUGGACUUGCUGAUAAAGAAACACGGAGCAGGGAUGAAGGGAAAUAAAGUGAAUAAACGCCUUUAUCUAAUCACAGGUGCUCGAUCAUUGAUUAAAGAUCCUGAUGAAGGAACAAAAGAAGAUCAGGUAGAUGUGAUUGCUAAUCAGAUGAAAGAGCAUGGUAUGAAACUUGAUGUUGUUGUUCUCCAACAGAGAAUUUCUGGACUAGCAAGCUCAAACAUAUUCCAUGAAAAUGUCUCCCUUCUAAAAAGAUUUUCUAAGAGAGCACAAGCAGAGGUGUUAAUUGUUGAAAGUCCAGUGUCAUUGUUGAGUGCAGUAAAAGCUCGUAAUAUUUCUCCAGUAACUUUAUUCAGAGGAGACCUGGAGCUGACUCCCAUGAUCAGAGUUAAGGUGUGGGUUUAUAAAAAGACAAUUCAAGAAAGGGUUCCCACUCUAAAGAAAUAUUCAGAAAAGGCACCUCCAAAUGAUUCUUUUGCAUCACGAGAAGUGAAGAUGGAUUUUGAGUACAAAAGCAGGGAAGAUCCGGACAAGACAAUUCCUCCAGAGCAAAGGAUUAAGGGAUUUCGUUAUGGGCCACAAGUGGUUCCUAUUUCCACAAUGGAAGAAGAUACACUCCGGUUCAAGCCUGAGAAGGGCCUGAAGCUUUUGUGUUUUACAGACACAUCAAAUGUUCCAAGGCACUAUUAUUUGAAAGAUACAAAUAUUAUUGUCCCAGAACCAGGCAAUACCAUGGCCAUUCUUGCAGUUUCUGCUGUGGCUAGGGCAAUGGAAGAUACCAAAAAAGUGGCCAUUGUGCGUUGUAUUUGGAGACAGGGACAAAAACAAGCUGUACUUGGUCUUUUGACUCCAAAUUUAUCCUCCUCUGAAAAUGUUGCAGAUUCGUUUUAUUUGAAUGUAAUUCCUUUUGCUGAGGACAUUAGAGAAUUCCCAUUUGCUUCUUUCAACGAUUUUCCUCCAUCACAGCAACCUAAUGAUUCCCAGCAAGAGGCAGCAGAUAAUUUCGUUAGAAUGUUUGACUUGGCACCACCUGGAAGAGAGGAGAUACUACAACCAGAGUUAACAUUGAACCCAGUUUUAGAGCGAUUCUACAGUUCUCUUGAUGCAAAAUUGAGGAAUCCAGAUGCAGAUGUUCCUCCAGUUGAUGAUCUUCUUAUGAGGAUAGUUGAGCCUGACCCAGAGAUUGUUUCUGAAAAUGAGUUUGCUUUAAAUAGAUUUUGUAGCCAGUUUCAAUUGAAAGUGAAUCCAAAGAAAGACAAAAUGUCCAAGAGAUUUUGGAGGGACAAAGCCCCAUUGUCUGAAGAGGUUGGUAAAGAUGAUUCCGUUGACCUGCAAAGUGAUAUCUCCUUUGAAAGUCUUGCAGCUAGGAAAGUAGAAGAAGUUGGAGGCUUGACACCAGUUCAAGAUUUUGAAGCUAUGUUGGCACGCCGUGAUAGUGAUGAAUGGGUUCCUAAAGCAAUCCGAGAAAUGAAAAAACUCAUCAGUGAUCUGUUGGACAACUCUUACAAUGGAAACACAUACAGUAAAGCUCUGGAUUGUCUACUUGCACUGCGAAGUGGAUGUGUUCAACAAGAGGAACCAAUGGGAUUCAAUAAUUUCAUGCGUGAACUAGCAAUUAAAUGCCGGAGUAAAAGACUCAAUGAUUUUUGGGAGCUAAUAGUUUCCAAGAAUCUGACUUUGAUAAACAAGGGUGAAGCAGCUGAUAGUGAUGUCACCGAAGAAGAAGCGAAAGCAAUUUUAGCUGAAGGUAAUGCAGGCCGAGCACCGGACCAGCCACCAGAAGUUGAUGAAAUGGAACUACUACUUGGUGAAGUAGUGUGAGUAAUUAAGAUACAGCAUGAGAUGCAAAUUUUGUAUAUUGAAAAGGAAAUGAAAGAGAAGUUGUGUACGUAACUGCCAUCAUAAGAUCAGAUGUAAUUGACAGCUACACUAUGCAUGUUUCUUGUAGCUGUUAUUACUUUUAUAAAUUAAUCCACUAGUAUAGGUCACUUAUCAUUUUCCAUGUUUGAGUUGACCAGAUAUUAUCUAUCUAAAGUGGGGUUAUAUUAUUAAUCAAAUUGCAAAGUAAGCCCAACUAGGAUUGGGAUAUCAAGUUCAUUUUGUUUUACAGGCCACUUUGAGAGUCUGCAAA
This is a messenger RNA of Cryptomeria japonica (Japanese cedar), 6756 nucleotides long. Its product is annotated as ATP-dependent DNA helicase 2 subunit KU80. Bases 4365 to 6446 code for a protein of 693 amino acids. Gene Ontology annotation, biological process: cellular response to gamma radiation; telomere maintenance; DNA recombination. The record is from RefSeq and is a predicted model, not a curated record. Gene Ontology annotation, molecular function: telomeric repeat DNA binding; damaged DNA binding; double-stranded DNA binding. The transcript is spliced from 12 exons. Gene Ontology annotation, cellular component: nucleus; Ku70:Ku80 complex. NCBI's taxonomy places the organism in Eukaryota, Viridiplantae, Streptophyta, Pinopsida, Cupressales, Cupressaceae.